This is a messenger RNA of Porites lobata, 372 nucleotides long. NCBI's taxonomy places the organism in Eukaryota, Metazoa, Cnidaria, Anthozoa, Scleractinia, Poritidae. The record is from the annotation of a GenBank genome assembly.
GGUGUGGAGAAGAAAAAUGAUAACUGUCGGCGGAUACACAUACAGAAGUCAAAUAAGAGGGAUGCUUUGAAGGACGUCCUACUUGUCCUUAAAAGACAGGAGCAUCUAGAUAGCUUUCAACGAACUCCCAGGCCUUACACGAAACGCAACGCUGACUACUGGGAGGAUGUAAUUAAAGAAGUCUCUGCUGUACAGGCAGAGAGAUUUGGAAGCCUAAAUGCAUCACCUCAAACACAGAUAGAUAUGGAAAAUAUGUCACCUGCUGAUUUAAAAAACAAGCUAAAGGAAAUGGGAAUAGUGACUCGAGUAAGAGACAUAAGAAAACUGCAAGAGAUGUAUACUAAUGCAUUACUAGAGGCAUCUACAAAUUGA